UGUAUUCCUUAGCGAGUCUAGGUACACAUCCACACCAGCCAAGAUGAAGGUUCUUUUUGCCUGCUUCGGCCUUGUGACUGUCGCCGCCGCCGUGCCUGGACCGAACGAGGACACCAUUCCCGAGCUUUUCCAUGACCAGUCCGAGUACGUGUAUAACUACCGCUCUCUUGUCGCUACUGGUAUGCCCCACCAGUCUAGCCGCUAUGCUGGUGUUGAAAAGUACGGUACGCUGACUGUCCAGAUGACAAAGCAACAGGGCAGCUCCAAGGUUCUUGGCCUUCAUCUAGGACACGUUCAGACCGGCUCCUUCGACAAGGAGGUCGAGGAUAUCGAGAAUCGUCGCGUCGAGGGCGUCUCCCGCACUAUCGAUGAGAUGAUCUCGAGGUACGGCCCCGUAUUUGUUAGUUACCAGGAGAAUGAGGUUCAGAAGCUCCAGGCUCCCCAGGGCAUGCCUGAGGAGAUUGUGAACGUCUACCGAGCCAUCGCUGCAGCCCUUACCGUCGGCAAGCCUGAAACUCAAGGUUGUGAUAGCCAUCCCUUCAUGUUCCAGGGCGCAGACCAUGACCAGUGGCGACAUGAACGACCCAUCGUCUACCGUCGUUACGAGCAAGGUAUCGCCGGAACCUUCGAGACCAUCUACGAGAUUCUGUCCUCUCCUAAGCAAAACCAGCAACUCAACGUGACCAAGACCAGGAAUUACAUGAAACAGAUCGGUCGUGAUGGUCGCUAUUUCCAGAAUGGCCAUGAUUGGCGUGGUUGUCAGAAUGUCUGCCCUACCCACAGGCCCGAGAGGGUUGAUGCCAACAUGCAGCCUGACACUUCUGGAUGGGAGAUGCCCGCCGACGAGGGUUGUCCUGCAAUGUUUCAUCCCAAGCUUGAGCUUGUAGAGGCUUAUACCACCUAUAAUUAUAACUUGACUCUUGAGCAGGGUGGAAAGUUGGGUCUCAUCCACGAGGUCCACGCUUUGGACAAGAAGGUCCUUCCCCUCCGUCACCAGCAAAUCAUGACUAUUUCCGUGAUGAAGCUUAGCCUUGUUGAGCAGCGUCCCAUCUCGCAAAUCUGGCAAAAGGACGGGGCUACCAAACAAUACGAAGACUUCAUUUACCGUUUUCCUGAGGGGCAUAGGUAUGACCUUGCCUAUCUCGCUCUUUUCAAGAAGCAGCACAAUGGUGAUAUGCUUAAGGAGCAGAUUAUCUCUAUGAUUAAGGCUCUUUCCGAGAUUAUCGUCUUUGAUAACAUCAAGCUUAAGGGACAAACUGGUGAUAAGAUCGUGCAGCUUUCCCAGGCUCUUGGAAAUCUCAGUAAGGAGGACCUUCAGGCCCUUUGGGGCAUCGUUGGGGAGCCUGUCCAGGCCAGUACCCGUACAGAGCUCGAGCAGGUUCAGCGCAAGGUUCUCAUUGACACCAUCGGUCUUUCCGGAUCCAACGAUGCUGCUGAAUUCCUCGUUGAACUCAUCAAGCAGCAGCAGUUGUCCAUCCUUGAGACUGUUCAUGUCCUUGAAGGCCUGCAGAAGAAUAUCGUUAACCCUACCACCCAGACCAUGGAUCGUAUUCUCGAGAUCUGCACUGGACAAAUGUUCCAAGAGCAACCUAUCGUAUUCUCCACUGCCUGCAUCGCCCUUAGUGAAAUUGUCCGCUCCAACUGCGGCCAGCAUCAGACUCGCCAAUGGCAGAACCAGCAACAGUGGCCACAGUGGCUGUACGAACAACAGACUAUCGGAAACGGCAAGCAGAUACAGUUUUGUGGUGAGCAGGAGUACAAGCGCUUCGUCUAUGCUGUCCGUGAUCAGUUGACUUCCGCUAGGAGCUUCACACAGCAGGGCGUAUACAUCCAGACCCUCGGCCGUCUCUCCCACCCUGAGGCCAUCACGGCCCUCGUCCCCUACGUAUAUGCUGAGCCUGAGGUGAUCACCCAAAUUGAGAAGAUGAACCCCAACGAUAAGGAGGAGGACAACUCCGAGUACGUUCAGUUCCUUCGGCAAAUCGCCAUCUUCGCUCUACACAACUCCGCCAAAGAGCAUGGUGCCGCUGUCUAUCCUAUUGUUCAGGGUAUCUACUUCAACCAGGAAGAGGAUUACGACAUCCGUAUUGCCGCCCUCUCUGUCCUUUUGACCACUCAGCCUACCGAGGCUACCUUCGGUCGUAUCGUCAUUGAGCUCGGCCGUGAACGCAACCAGGAAGUUGCCUCCUUCGCUUACUCCGCUCUUCGUUCUAUGGCCAACUCCACCCUUCCUUGCAUGAAGCAGUCUGCCCGCCGUAUUCAAAACGUUCUAGGUGCUCUUCCCCAGAAUAGUUACGACCUUUACCGCUCCAAGUGGUAUACUGCUUCUCAGUACUUCCCCCUCCACAACAUGGGUCUUAAGGGUCACUGGGAGAUCAUCCAGUCUAACGUGUCUGCCAUUCCCCGCGCUGUCUACACUGGCUUUACCGCCAACAAAGGCCCCUUCAUCUCCAAUAUAGGUGAGUUUGGCAUGCUCGCCAAGGGUUUGGAAAAUCUUGACAAGGGCAUCCCCCAAAAUGGUGGUAUGAGCAAAAUUGUCGAGAACGUCCUGCAGCGCAUGCGUCGUGGUGCCCGCACCGGACUUAUCAAGCAAAUGCUUGAGGACAUCGAGCAGGCAAUGCAGUUUAACACUGAAAAGAAGAAUGAGCAUCCUCGCGCCGUUGUUUUCGGCAAUUUCCUUGGUAAUGAGCUCUACAUGCCCUUGGACAAGGACUACAUGGGCGAGAUUGUUAAGAAGGUUGGUGAGCAGAUCAUUCAACUGCAGGGUACUGAUAAGACUUUCCGUUACGUUCAUGUCCUUAUGCCCCACACCUAUAUCCAGGUCGCCCCAGGCGUCAACGGUCUUCCCGUUAUGCUUGCCAACCAUAACCCCAUCGUAAUCUCCCUUUCCCUGAAAAACCUCCAAACUCGCUUCGGUGCCGAAAAAGGCCAGUUCAAGCUUGACCCCUACAUGAUUGCUGCGUCUGGCUUGAUCAGGCCCACCGUAUACUAUACGUCUAUCCAUACUGCCAAGGUCAUCAAUCCAGUGGAAAACACCCGCUUUGCUCACGGUGUCCGCGCUAUAGAGCAGACCUACGUUACCUUCCCUAUUGAUGCUUCCCUCCAAUACACCCAGCAAACCAGGACUGUGGGUUUCACUUUCCGCCCACGCUUCGAGCAAAUCUUCUACCACAUGACUCGCGCUAUGACCUUCAAGACUGAGGCUUUUCUUAUUCGUUCCGUUGACAAACCUUUUAUUGAGCAAUACACAACCUUCAAGACCCAACCGAAGCCCUUCAUAUACGAGCGUGUUCUUGGUGAGAAGCUCGGUAUGGCCUUCCGCGUUCAAGGUCUCUCUAUGAGCGAAGACUACGCCGUCGACCCUAUCCGUGCCCGCAUCGCCGGUAGCGAGCCCAGCACUGCAGCCGCCCUUAUUAAAGAGGUCGUCAACGAGUGGUUCCUUUCCCGCACCUGGUCGGUUCGUAUUGAGCCGACUGAGCAGAAACCCGUCGAGGAAAUCAAGCUUGUCCUCCAUAUGAGCGACCUCCUCGAGGAUCGAAUAUCCCAGGGCAAAAACCAGCAGCAAAAACAGGAACGCCUUUCCCACGAGCAGCUCGUCGAGGAACAGGCGCACCCGGAGAACAUGCGUAUGAUAGCCUACAGCCAGGAGUACGAGAAGGUCACCGGCCGAAAGCCCGAGAUUGAGAACAUCGAGCAGGCUGUUGAACGUACCACCAAGCAGACCGAGAAGUACUGGUCACUCGUUGAGCCUGAGCUCGGCCGCAAAUUGAAUAAGGAUAACAUCCAGGUCUGCUCUGUCGAGUACAUUCUUACCACUAACAGUCAGAAGGAGCAGCAAUUCGCUGUUACUGGUCAUAUGAUCGUCGCUGCCACCCUCUCUAAGCAGGCCCAGCUCGUUGAGGUCAAGAUGAACGUUGAAAAUUCCCCCAUUUAUUUUGAGGGUCAGGCUGUCGCCGCUUUUACCAAAGCUCCCCAGCCUUUUGAAAUUGAGGUCAACGAAAAAGAACCGCUUGGUGUCUUCGGCUUUAUCGCUCAACUUAAAACCGCUCAGACUGGCAAACAGCAGUAUGCUGGUAAGUUUUUAAUGAGCAUGUCCGAGGAGCAAAAAGAGCUGAUGAAGCGGCCCAUCCAGGAAAUGCCUUGGUUCCGUAGCAAGUGCGAAAAAGACAAGAAGGAACACCAGUCCGAGAUGUCUACCGCCUGCGAGGCUACCCGGUACCAUAUGUCUGCCCUGAACAAGCUCACCUUUGAGAUUGAGCUUCCCCAGCAAAUUCCUGACGGUUUCGCUAGCAUCACUCACAAAGCCCGAGAAGCCCUGAAGACCCACUUUUACAUGAACCUUCAUGCUAACUACUUCGACAAAAAUAUUCAGCGUGGAAGGAUUGAUGGUGAGCUCGUCUACUCUGAUAGUUACCCUGAGAUGUGCAUGGUCAACUUCUCCAUCCACACCCCCGAUCAGGAGGAUCUCUUUUUCGAGCGCGUCGCUGUUCCUAAGGCUCUCCGUCCCAACACUAUGUGGUCCAUUAAGGAGCAGGCCAAGGCCAUCCUCAGGAACGGCCGGCCCGAACCUAUCUGCAUUUACAACGGCCUGAACCUCCGCACUUUUGACAACGUCACAAUCUCCGUCAAGACCAUGAAGCAGGGUGAGAAGUACGUAAUCUUGCGCGACAUGGACGACGAGCAGUCUAAGUUUACCAUUCUUGCCAAGAGGAUCCAAAAUUAUGAACAGUAUCCCGAGACUGAGCUCCACGUUUUCCUCCGUGAAUCCACUUUCAUCCAACUAACUCCUCCUAAGCAGCAAGGGCAAUACAACGUUUGGGUGAACAACACCAUGGUGGACGUCACUUCCACCAAGGCAAUAGUUAGCCAGUACGCCGGCAGGAACAAACACAUGGUUACCCUCCACGUCGAAGAGCACAUGGAGGGCCAGGAUACCCUUGUUAUGAUGGUCCAUGACCAAAGCAUGCGCAUUGUCUACGAUGGCAAGAACUUCCAGAUCGAACUGGCUAAGUGGCAGCAAAAAGGUCAGCUUACCGGUCUCUGCGGUAGCGCGAACAACGAGUAUGAUAAAGAACUUGUCGGACCCCGCGGCUGCCUCUAUAAGCUCGAUAAGGAUUUCGUCGGCGCCUUCAGCAUCAAUCAGGAUCAAGCCGAAAGAAUGCAGGGUGAGUGGACCUGUCCUGAGGGUGUUCAGUCCCGUGACGCCACUCGAGUCCAGAUCACCAAGCAGCAGCAGCAAUUCUCCACUGAGCAGCCCAUUAUCCGCCAAGAUCGUGAUCGGAUUAUCGAGGAGACUCGUAUGAUCACCCUGGGCGGCAAGAUCUGCUUUUCCGUUGAACCUGUUCCUACCUGCGAGCACGGUUAUCAGCAACUACAAGGUGAAACACGCUCCGUUGGCUUCUCCUGCCAUGCUCCCAACCAUCCCCGCACUAUUCAGAUUCAGCGCCAGGUCCAGACUCAACUAGUUGCCACUGACCUUCUUAGGUCUUCUUCCCGUCAGGGCAGUAUGGUCUACUACGACAUCAGGGUUGCCACUCGUUGCACCCACUAGAAAGAACCGCUACUGACAUUUACGAAAUAAAGGCAAUUAGAUAACAAAAA
Messenger RNA from Varroa destructor (honeybee mite), 5601 nucleotides. Its product is annotated as vitellogenin-6. Lineage: Eukaryota; Metazoa; Arthropoda; Arachnida; Mesostigmata; Varroidae. The record is from RefSeq and is a predicted model, not a curated record. Gene Ontology annotation, molecular function: lipid carrier activity. Gene Ontology annotation, biological process: lipid transport.